Messenger RNA from Trichomonas vaginalis G3, 777 nucleotides. RefSeq lists its product as uncharacterized. The coding region runs from base 1 to 777 and encodes 258 amino acids. The transcript has a single exon. The record is from RefSeq and is a predicted model, not a curated record. NCBI's taxonomy places the organism in Eukaryota, Parabasalia, Trichomonadida, Trichomonadidae.
AUGGAAGAAGAAAUAUUCAAAGCCGCGUUCGUGAGGCAAAAGGAAAACAUGUAUUUGACAAUUAAAGAUUUUUUGGAACAAUGCGACCAAUACAAGACAUUCCAAACGAUUGUAUUCGACGAACGUAACUACCUGAAUCAGCUGAAUAUCGCAAAUAACCUGGAUGUUGUUGUUUCGGGCAGAGAUCAAAAAUGUUUCCGAAAUUUGAUGAUAAAUAAUUUCAAAUCUGACGCAACAAAGGUCAGACCAUUGAUCAGAAAUAUCAAACAACGCAAACAGGAGAUAUAUGUGCUGAAUUCAGACUCUACAAUCAAAGAAAUUGACUCAUUAGUUGAUUCCAUAUUAGAUUUCUGCGUGAGAUGCGAAAUAGUCUACGCGGAUAAGAAACAUACGGCCAAAGGACUACUGAACAUGAAGUAUGAACCUCAAUUCAUCGUUGGAGUCCAAACAGAUUCAAUGAUCGCAACAGUUUUCAUGAAUACGACAUUGAUAUCUGUAGUUCCAAAGGGACUAUCGUGUUCUGAUUGGAUAUCUGAUGCUUCUAAGGAUGGUUUACGAGCAGUUCAGGUAUUUCCGAAACAAAAAGCUUCAAAUUGCACUUCUUACUUUUGCGAUGAUUACCAUUGUUCUGAUAUAAUUAAAGGAGAAUUUAUUGUCAAUCCAGAUUUGGUUGGAAACGCACUUGCUGGAAUAUUCAGAAAUAAUUGUCCUCCUCUAACUUCAAAAGUAGAUUGUUUGACUGGAGAAGUAUUAGAAGAAGAAAGAUAUUGUUAUUAA